AUGAACGAUCCGCUUACAUCCAAAUUCAAUUACGAGGAAGACUUUAAAUACGAUAACAGCAACGACGACUCGGAGGAAUUCGUUUAUGAAAAUGCAGAUGCAGAUAAUCUCGUUGAGCCCACCAGAGAAGUCAGCGAGCAACUCGAGAACACAUUGCAGCUCAAUACAGGCAAGGAGAAAGACAAAGAAAACUCGCAAGAUGUCAGUGAUGAGUAUUUAUCACGUCUAUUCAAAGCAGCUUCCUCCGGCGAUCUAGAUACUCUCGAAUUUCUCCAACCCUCAUUCGCGCAUUCAAAUGAGACUAAUAAAAGAAGCGGAAUCACUCCUCUUCAUGCUGCUUCUAGUAAUGGACACUUGGAUGUCGUCAAGUACCUCAUUCAAGACGCUGGUGCGAUGCUCGAGUUGGAAGACAGGGAAGGUGAAACCGCGCUGUUGAGAGCCUCUCACAAACCAGCCAACCUUCCGACUGUCGCUUAUCUUCUUGGUGCUGGCGCCAAUGUCGCACACGUUGACAGCGACGGUUGGAAUGCCCUACAUAACGCCUCUGCUAAUGGAUCUGAAGAUGCCGUCAGAAUUAUACUUAACAACGCUGACAAGGAUAUCAUUGAUAGCGUCGGCGGUAUGCAAGGUGGUCCUGGAUAUACUCCUCUAAUGAAUGCAGCAAGCAGAGGUCAUCUCCACGUUGUCAUUUUCCUUCUCACUGAGGCGAGCGCACCUGCAGAUCCUUUCAUUCGCAACAAAUCUGGUGCUACUGCCUACUCACUAGCAGCUGAGAGCUUGAAUUUUGAUAUCUGCGAGUUCAUUCUCGAGUCUGAGAAGGGGCUCGUAAAGGAUCCUGCUUCUUAUAACCCUCUCAAAUACCAUCAGUCAGCACCUAUCGCCAUCCUCGAAAACCAGCGCUUGGAUUGUCGUAUGUCAACGCUGGCGAAAACAGGCGGUAUUCCGCGUUGGUCCAACUCGGGCUUAGGACAGGGCGGUAGAAGACCUAAGUGGGAGCUACUAGAUGGUCGUCCAAUAGAUGCUACAGAUCCUUUCAACGAUGUACAGAUACCUUCAAUCGGCAAACCGUUCACACUCAACCUGACAACGGUAUCAGGAAAGCCAUCAAGCAAUCGUGGCGCGUAUCACUGGACUACUGAUGACUGGCUAGUAUGGAGAUCAGCCGGUAAAGAAGAUGGCGAGGGAUGGAUGUAUGCACACGACUUUAGUGCUAAUGGCCUUCAAUGGAAGGGGAACAAAAACAAGGAAAUCGAGAAUCUCGAAAAGGGUACCGGAUUAAGCUCUAUCAAGGCUACACAGAUGUUUGGUGGUAGAUCCGGUAAGAGUGGUAGCAAGACAACAUCCUCAGACAAUGUAGACAAGAACUACUGGGUGAGGAGGCGAAGAUGGGUGCGAGUGCUUCAAAGAGAUCCAACCUUGACACUUGCAUACACAACCCCGGAACUCAAAACACCAAAGGCAAGACCAAGUGGAAUGGCCGAUGUAGCAUUGAAGGAUAUACCACCAGCACACAGCAACACAAACGACAGUAAAAGCAAACUUAGUGCUAAAAGCACUCCGUUCAAUCCAGCCAAUGCAAUGAGUAUGUCUACACCCUCACUGCCAGCAGCGACGACCAACUUCAGCGCACGAUUCCCCAAGGCAUGA
Wallemia ichthyophaga EXF-994 is the source of this 1647-nucleotide messenger RNA. Its product is annotated as E3 ubiquitin-protein ligase mib1. The coding region runs from base 1 to 1647 and encodes 548 amino acids. Gene Ontology annotation, molecular function: protein binding. The record is from RefSeq and is a predicted model, not a curated record. The transcript has 3 exons. Lineage: Eukaryota; Fungi; Basidiomycota; Wallemiomycetes; Wallemiales; Wallemiaceae.